GUAAACAAAGUUUGUUCAUUGUAUUGUACAAAUUUGUUUAGUGUUUGGGUGAAUUAAUUAUAAAAUUAACUAUUUAAUACAUAUCCACAAUGAAUAGUUCACGUUGUAAUGUUACGAUAAAAUAAUCAUAAUGUAAUGAUAGUUCAAUUUAUGUGUUUACUUUUUUAGAUCUUGAGAUUUACAAAUACAUCAUAAGUAAUCGCCAUUCGCAGUGUUAUUUACUUACUAUACAACAAAAUAUAGUAAAUAUUUAUCUCUGAACAUUAAACUCGAUUCACAUACAAUAUUCUAUCAAAAUGUUGGAUGCGGUUUGCAGAAUAUGCCUAGCCGUCGACGCACACGAUAACAUGUUAUCAUUAAUUCCUGUACAAGAUUUGUACGAGAAAAUAACUAAUAAUCGCUUACACCAUAACAACAUCUCAUUAUCAGCAUGCUAUGUUUGCUAUGCUCAGCUUAAGAGGUGCCACAAGUUUAUAACGAAAUCUGCAGUGGCUAAUGAUAUACUGUUUGAGUUGCUACAAAUGCAAUCUGAAAUCACACCAAAAUCAGUAUCCAAAGUGGAUCGCAAAGCCAGAGGUCUGAUCAGCCCACUGUCAAUGUCUCUGGUGACACACGAGGACUUCCCGUUCAAACCAGAGAUUGUCAUCAAAACUGAGCCGAUGCAGGAAGAGGUUGAGAUCAAAGUGGAGGUUGAAGAAUACAUGGCGGUAUCCGAUGGGGGAGGACGAGAUAAUUCGGGAGUAAACACUGAGGUGGAAUUUACAAAAGUUGAAGGUUAUGGAGGUUCAGGUUCCCCGAAUACUAGAAUCACUGAAGAAUCAGGUGAUCUACAAGUAGCAUUGUCUUUGGAAGCCAAUAUCGAAAUUGAUGAGGAAGCACCACACACAGGUACGGAAAAAAUAUUCAAAAUGGAAGAACGAGAAACGAACGUGACAAAUAAAAAGCUAUUAAAAAUACGCACUGGAAAAAGUCACGAAUGUACGAUUUGCCACAAGAGAUACAAUCAAAAUUCCAUACUGAGAAACCAUUUAAGAACGCACACUGGCGAGAAACCUUUCGAAUGUAACAUCUGCGACAGCGUUUUUGCUCAAGUCUCCUCACUAAAUAGACAUCUAAAGGCGCACAUUGGUGAGAAACCUUACGAAUGCGAUAUUUGUAAACGCAAAUUCUUACAAAAGAGCGAACUGAAAAAGCAUUCGCGUAUACAUACUGGUGAGAAACCUUAUAAAUGCGAGGUUUGUUAUAAAAGUUUUUCUCUUAAAGCACAUUUAAUCAGUCAUAUGAGGGGUCACACUGGUGAGAAACCUUAUCAAUGUAACAUUUGCAAUGCCAAGUACAAAGAGAGGAGCCACUUGAAGCGGCAUCUAAAGGUUCAUUCUGGUGAGAAACCAUUCGAAUGCAAUGUCUGUGCGCAGAGAUUCAGACGGAAAUGUAAUUUGAAAUCGCAUUUAAUGACACAUACUGGCGAGAAACCUUUUUCUUGCAACAUAUGUAAAAGGAGUUUCUGUAGGCCGAGCCGAUUGAAACUCCACAAGUGCAAGGAGAUACAUAACGUAACGUGAAGAGUACAGCAGCAAUAUGGUGUAAACAGCGUAUUUUGACAUUGACAGUCUUCCAAAUAGUGUUUUAAACUUUAGUACUUUGAAUACAUCUACAUAAAUUAUAUCAACGGGACCUUAGCACGAACCUUUUUUUAUUUAAUGUUCCUGACGUCUCAACGACGUUGUAGUCGCCGCGUUCGCAGCCAGACUGGAGUAAUUACGGUGUGAAGUGGCGGUGGCUAAUGCAGUUUUUCAACAAUCAUCACUACCCGUUAAUAUAAUUUAUGAAAUCAAAUCAUUUUUAUUUGCUUAAAUAGGGUAGGUGAUACAAUAUCCACAUAGUGGUUUAGAACAAGCCUAUUUAGCCGUUGUCAACGGCAAGCAAAUGUUAAUAAUAGCAUAUUUAAAAAACUAUACAAUGACAUCAGAUUAAAUCAAGAUAAAAUGUCACUUACAAUCUACAUGUAUGUGAAUUAAUGUCAUUGCAAGAGUUAUGUCUGCCAAUUGAUAAUUGGUUUGUAUUGGUGCUAAAGAAAUGUUUGAUACAAAGUAUAUCUCUUUAAUUUGCGACCCGACUUCUUGUAGGUAUAACUAUACCUCAUACCUAUGCUUAUACCUCGCAAUACAUAAAAGAGGACGGGCCACAGAUGAAAGAGAUAGCAAUAUAUGUACCUAGCAUCAAAAAGUGUUGGGUCGCAUAGGGGUUUACGUAGAGUAACUUACAUGCGUAAUGGUUUUAUAUCUGUGGUUAGGUACAUGCUGUUUACAUCAAAAAAUAUUUAUUAGACUAUAUAUUAGAAUUAUUAUUAAUAUAAAUGCGAAAGUUUAUGAGGAUGUAUGUUUGUUACUCUUUCACGCAAGAUCUACUGGACGGAUUGUUAUGAAAUUUGGUACACGUGUAGAAUAUAACCUGGAAUAACACAUGGGGAUGAAUAUUUAUCCCAAAACUCCCACGGGAGUCAAGCUCCGGGGCGCAGCUAGUACUUAAUAAUUUUACGCUCUUAGUUGUCGACCUCGGUGGCGCAGUGGUAAAGCGCUUGCCUCUGAACCUCUCUUGUCAUGAUGGAACCUUUUUCUGAUUGGCCCGGGUCUUGGAUGUUUAUCUAUAUACGUAUUUGUUAUAAAAUAUAGUAUCGUUGAGUUAGUAUCCCAUAACACAAGUCUCGAACUUACUUUGGGGCUAGCUCAAUCUUUGUGAUUUGUCCUAAUAUAUUUAUUUAGUAAUAAUUUCUUUUUACAAAAUAAUUUUAUUUGUUAAUGUGUAAUUAUUAAAAUUAAAAUGAUAAAAUACGUUUAAGUAAGAAUAAGAAUAAAUAUCAAUAUUUAUCAAUGUUU
Plodia interpunctella (Indianmeal moth) is the source of this 2876-nucleotide messenger RNA. Its product is annotated as zinc finger protein 184-like. Bases 297 to 1562 code for a protein of 421 amino acids. The transcript has 6 exons. Lineage: Eukaryota; Metazoa; Arthropoda; Insecta; Lepidoptera; Pyralidae. The record is from RefSeq and is a predicted model, not a curated record. Gene Ontology annotation, biological process: regulation of transcription by RNA polymerase II. Gene Ontology annotation, cellular component: nucleus; nucleoplasm. Gene Ontology annotation, molecular function: RNA polymerase II cis-regulatory region sequence-specific DNA binding; zinc ion binding; DNA-binding transcription repressor activity, RNA polymerase II-specific.